Messenger RNA from Spodoptera frugiperda (fall armyworm), 4179 nucleotides. RefSeq lists its product as uncharacterized. Bases 148 to 1407 code for a protein of 419 amino acids. Lineage: Eukaryota; Metazoa; Arthropoda; Insecta; Lepidoptera; Noctuidae. The transcript is spliced from 9 exons. The record is from RefSeq and is a predicted model, not a curated record.
AGGGUACUUUUAAUUUGUAAAUUAAAUCACUUGUCAAACUAAUUUUAUUGACGAGGUUUUAUUUUCAAGUGCGGUAAUUAGCUGUUUUAUAUUAAAAUUUUGAAGAUUUUUGUGUUGAUUUCUCUGUGAUUCGAUUUAUUAAAUAAAAUGUCGCAGCCUAUCGUCAAUAACGAAGCCUACACAGAUGUGGUGGAACUGUGUGCCCUGCUACAAUGCCUGGGGUUCAGCGUCAAGUCCCUGGAUACGAGCGACGGUAACCUCAGCCAGGAUGGGGGCGUCAGGAGUGUUGUUAUCAAUUGUCAGUCGUCAGGUCUCCACGUGGUGCUGGAGAGUGCCAGCCUGUCCUGCUCCUGCCCCACCACUGCGAGCCAGCAGAACAGUGGCAUCUGGCAGGUGUCUGGUAUGACCGGGGGAAAACAUUUAGAUAAGGAAUUCGGAUGCUCCCUACUUGGGUCUUUACCAAAGAGUCACCGUGAACGUCUUUCGAAGGAGCUUCACGAGAUGAUCAGAUGCAUCAAGCAACACAAUGAAUCGGAUGCUGAUAUGGGCAAGGAGGCUAUAGCCAAUAGAUCGGCUAGUAUGGUUGAACUGAACACUCCUGAAAAACGGGAUUUCCCCUUGAAAACGGACACACCGACUCGGUAUCGAUCUCUGGACACACUGACGGCAGCCAAGAGGAAUACCGACCAGCUUCCAGAGCCUGGGCCCCUGCACAAAGUGGAACAUGCUGAUGUUUCUGCUGAUGGCUGUAAAGACAAGAAGCAAAUAAUGUGUCGUAGACAGAGCACGUACACACUAUCAUCCACACCUGGCAGCGUCCGCAGGCGAAAUAAAACUUCAAGUCCAAUACACACUUCUCAAAACACUUUAUUGGACAACUUGAUAGCUGCAGAAAAGGUAGCAGAGGAUUUGCAUAGCAAGCUAGUGCACGUGAUCAGAGAAUAUGUGGAAGAUGGGAAGCAUGAUUCUUCAAUGUCCUCGCUGACGCUGGACGUCUCCAAGAUUUCACUGCUAAAGUGUCCAGAUGCAUCCAAAGCUCAAUUUGCAUCGAGUCCAAAUCUAUCUGCAAUGGGUGUUGCCAAAGAAGACUUCACUAGGCUGAAGAGAUUUGAAAGUGUCUCAACAUCUAAUCUCGUUCCAAAAUCGACGGUUGCAAAAGAAAGCAAGAUUACAUCGAGAUUACGCCGUAUUUCACCCAAUCUUUUUAAAUCGAAGAAAGAAUCUCCCGGUGUUAAAAUAGACAAGCCUGAUGCGCGAAGUAAACUGAACAGUCUAUUCAAACCGAAAAUAGUAACUCCAGUACGUACGCCGCGAGCGAACCCAGAAGCAAGCCCCGGCCUAAGCUCAUCACGAAAAAAGUUCAGCCAUGUUAAGUCCACUAUACCAAGACCGGCUAAGAAGGAAUAAAAGAUAUUUAAUUUAUAUAAAGUUUAAUCCAGAACUAACUAGUUAGCGGGCAAGUGAUACAAUAAACUAAUAUUUAAAUAUACUAUGUUGUUUUGUUACCAUCCUAUAUUAUAAUAUGUAUUUGUAACACAACAGUUGGAUAGGCACAUCAAGUAUCAGAUAAAUCGGAAUUUGUAUAAGUUCUCAACAAUUUUUCUACUUCUUUCUCUAAAGUUUCGUUCUUGUUUUCGGACGACUUUUUCUUUGUUUUUGACCGUGAAAGCUUACUUGGUUCUUUAUCCUUUUUAAGAGCUUUAAAUUCUCCACUUUUGUUUCUCUGUAGAUGUAUUGUAGCAGGGUAUAUUAUACUUUCGAUCAAUUCUUCUCUCGUCUCUUUCGUAGUGAAGUCACCGUUGCUUUGCGCCGCGUCAUGACUUUUCUUCCUGGUUCUUCUGUGUUUUUCAAUACAAACUUCAUGAACACUUUCUUCUUCACUGUUCGCAGAUUGAUGGUCGGAAUCUAGUUCUUCAACCUGUGCUCUUUCUUGAAUUUCUUUCUCCUGACUUCUUGUAGUUAAUUCUUUUAAAGUGAACUUGUCACCCUUUAAACAUUUCGUUCGGUCCUUUUUCGCUAGUUUAAGGCAAAUUGUUGCUUUUGGAUAACCAGUGAAUUGCUGAUAACACUCUCCUUUCUCUAGUGAUACAAAAGGUGUGAAAAAUCUUCUGGGGUGUAUGUCUUCUGGAGUCUCAUUCAGUAGUACAUAGGCUUUCUUUAGAAAUGUUUUUUUAUCAAUAGGGUUUUGCAUAUGGAAGAAAUUUUCAAGUUGUUCAUGUGUCUUUAGCCUCUUUAGUGCAUUUCUUUGAACAAUAUUGUAUGAAACCACUGCCAUUAGAAUGAAAGCUGGCUCAUUACUAAGUAUGUGAUCCCACAAUAUCAGCCAUUCAGAGCAAGUCAGUACUUCACUAAAAGCAGUUUCUAAUAUUUUCAGGGCAUAGGUUUGACUAGUGAUGCCAACUUCACAGAAAUGAUUCAGUAAUGGCUGAUCAUGUUCAGCCAGAAUGUUCUCAACAAUAGCCAAAACACUAAUCGGGGGAAAAGGUGCAUACUCAAACCACAAUUGACAAUAAUUGCAUAACACGCUGGCCACAGACUCAAAAAGCAAAAGAGGAUCUUUUUGAAGAACUUUUACAAAAGGAAACACAAAACCAGGCAAGAACUUCAUGACUCCAAAUAAGGGACACCAGUGUGCAAGACAGGACAGCAGACGUUUUAGAUUUUUGAGUGUAACCGCACUAUGUAUGGUAAACUGCUUCUCUAUAUCCUUGUAGGCCGGAUGAAUACCUUUAUCAAUGAGACCUGCAUAUGCAAUCUUAUUCCGAGGAGUAUCAAGCAGUGACCGCCAGAUGAUGGAGCGGAACUUGUCAGGAUACUCACCAUAUUGCAUGAGUAUUCUCCUUAGCCUAGCACUAUCCAUACAUACACGCAUUUUUUGUUCAAUUUGAGUUUUUGAGUUAGUUUGCAUUUGAGAGGGACACUUAUGUGUGGAGGUACCCGGCAUCUCCUUCCUCAUAGUUUCUACAACACAAUUUUGACAGUUCUGAGCUGAAUCCAUAACAUAUGAACAAUUAUAGAUAUUAACUUCACCAAGUUGGAGAAUGCACAGAAAAUAUUUUCCUGAUGGGCUUACAACAAAUCUACGAAUACCAGAUGAUUCUGGGUGUAUUAUAUGGAUAACCGUUAAUGAUUCUAAAUCCAGUAAAUAUAGCACACAGUCACUGCUUAAGAUAGCAAGGAUCUUGUUUGCUCCUCCAUCAAAUAAUUGCGGGAUAAAAGCCAGUUGGUGAGCACCACCUAUGUUGUAUUUAGACAUGUCUAUUGUUUUGAGGGCCUUCCAAGUAUCCAUACUAAACAGAAUCAACAUGGGAGCAAGCCCCGCCAUGGCCAUAGCACGGCCGUUCAUAGUAAAUGCAAUACUUUUCAUGUGCUUCAACUCACUUGGUAUAAUUUGCUUAACAGAUUUCAUACUCUCAUGUUUCCAAAUUUGUACAGUGUCAUUUUGAAAGCAUGCUACAAGGUAGUCACCCGCUGGAGAAAACAUUAUUUGUUGGAUUUGAGCACCUAAGAAAGUGUUCAAGGUGAAGUAUUUGGUGUAGUUCCGUAGUUCCCAUAGGAUAGCUUCAACUGGACUGGCGGUCAGGAGAUUGUUUGUUUUAACGUUGUUAGAGAAGGAAAUGUGUCUUACUGGUGCUGUGUGGCCUGUCAGAGUCAGAGAUACUUGUCCAGUCUCAGUGUCCAGGAAGUUCAUGUCAUAUUUCUUUGCGGAAGCGACGACCAGCGUAUCUUGUUUGGCCGGCACGAAUUGCAAAGCAGUGCACGGCCCAACUCCAGGUAAUUUCCAGAAUUUUAGGUCGGAAAAGUCAAGUAUAAAGAUGUUGCCGGCGUUGUCGGCGCACGCGAGCUUGUCAUGGGCGUCGUCGAACAUGCCCGCGGUGAACCGAAUCCUGCGACAUUCUCCAUUAGAACCUCGAACCGUGUGGUGCAGCUGUAGUAUGACACCGUCCUUCGGCUUCGAUUUUAACUUGAUAUCGAAUUUUUCGAUAGCUUCCCGCUCACCUCUCUUCUCUUGUUCCAUCAAUGAUUUUAUCAAUAGGUUUAUAUGAAUCGAAAAACAUGAUAUUGUCAGAUUGUUGACAUAUUUUCUUAGAUUUAUCAGACAAAUUAUUUAAAAUUUGGCGGAAUCGAGCAAUCAAAACAAAAACAGAGAUGUCACAAAUUCUUAGCGACAGGCAAAAA